AUGGAGGACAACAAUACCAAAAUAGCUACAGCUGGUGCAAGGAGGAAUACUGCGUCGAGCACGAAAUCAGUCAAGCCUGUACACCGAAACUCAAAACGAGCUAGCCAGACCUCGCAUUCGCCAGUACAUGAUCAUGCACCGCUCUCGCCCCACGGCUCCAACAUGGAUAGGCAUAAAAGAGUUUGGAAAGCCUGCGAACGGUGCAGGCAAAAGAAGACCAAGUGUGAUGGAGAAUUCCCCUGCAAGAGGUGUAAGGACGACGGGCUUGUAUGUACGGCGGGCACAAGAAAGAAGACCGAGUAUAAGCAAUUACCACGAGGCUAUGCCGAGGUAUUGGAAAAUACCCAACUUGCUUUGAUCGCUACCGUACACAAACUAUACGCCAUGGUGCGCAAUGGUCAACAAUGGGAUCUGGCCGAGCCCGAGCUCAACGAUCGUGGACAACCUGUCAUCCACAACAUUGCCACGUUACUUGGAUCCAUUCGUCCCAAUGCAGAUGCUGAUCUGCCUCCUCACACUGUCUUCCCCGAGGACGAAGCUGGUCUAUCAAAAUUGGCUGCCGAGCUAGAGGUACAUCAGCAGAUGGAUCAUGAAACACAGCCUACAGGUAUCAAGACCGAGACCGAGUCGACAUGUAACCGAACAGAACGAGCCAGCUCAUCUGAGCUCGACCAUUCGGAUUUUGAGCAGGACUACCGGAAAACGAUGAUGGCCAACCAAAAUCUUCAGACCCUGUCGCCGCAAAGCUUCAACUCUUAUAACGACUUUGAUACGAGUACGAUUCCUAGCGAAUUGGAUCCUACCGCAUUGUUCCCGGUCCAGUCGUCGUCAAAUCCGGCAUCCUACCCAUCAUGGAAUAUGGGUAGGCCAACCUCCAUGAACGGCAUUCCACAAUUCAUGCAGCAAAUGGAUAUGAACAUGGCAGACAUGAUGCUCAGCCAAGGCCUCGUCGAAUCAGAAUUCGGCACACUCAAGCCGCACAUCUUGUCGUGUCCCAACCCGGAAGUCAUGCUCGGAGUUGGCGAUCCCAUGAUCUACUCAGGUUAUGGCAUAGAUCCAUUGCGCUCAUGA
This is a messenger RNA of Pestalotiopsis fici W106-1, 1071 nucleotides long. RefSeq lists its product as uncharacterized. Lineage: Eukaryota; Fungi; Ascomycota; Sordariomycetes; Amphisphaeriales; Sporocadaceae. The transcript has 2 exons. Gene Ontology annotation, biological process: regulation of DNA-templated transcription. Gene Ontology annotation, molecular function: zinc ion binding; DNA-binding transcription factor activity, RNA polymerase II-specific. The coding region runs from base 1 to 1071 and encodes 356 amino acids. The record is from RefSeq and is a predicted model, not a curated record.